Molecule: messenger RNA, 1040 nt
Organism: Cynocephalus volans (Philippine flying lemur)
Lineage: Eukaryota; Metazoa; Chordata; Mammalia; Dermoptera; Cynocephalidae
Gene: SFR1
Product: SWI5 dependent homologous recombination repair protein 1
Exons: 4
Coding region: 153-857 (234 amino acids)
Biological process (GO): double-strand break repair via homologous recombination; positive regulation of DNA-templated transcription
Cellular component (GO): Swi5-Sfr1 complex
Source: RefSeq, a predicted model, not a curated record
UACAGUCGCUGGGAAUGGCGGAGGGAGGUAGAGUGCGGAGGCAGGCGGGCGUCUGAGCUGCUUCUGGGGCCGCUGUGGAGUGGAGUAGUGCUCUCUUUCCGCGGUCGGGGGAGCUUGUCUCCACUCAGGCCUCAGAGGUAAACCAAGAUUUCAUGUUCAAGAUGGAGAGUCCAUCAGACUCAGCUGUGAUUUUACCUAGCACUCCACAGGCCUGUGCGAAUCCACCAUCUCCCCAUACCAAUAGUUCACGAAAACAACCUAUGAGCGCAACACUUAGAGAAAGAUUAAGGAAAACAAGAUCUUCAUUUAAUUCCCGUUACAGUGUGGUAAAACGUCUUAAAAUAGAGAAUGAAGAAAAUGAUCAGAGUUCUUCAGAGAAACCGUCUUCAACAGAACAAAACUGCUUGGAAUUUCAGGAAGGUUUUAAACACAUAGACAGUGAAUUUGAAGAAAGUACAUAUUUGAAAAAUACCGUCAAGAAUAUCAGUGCAUGUGAAUCUAAAUCACUUGAUACUGGAUCAUGCAGUGCUCUCCAAAGUGAUUUUGUGAAUGAGACUCUUUCUAAAGAAGGGUUAAAUGAAGAAAAGGCAAAAUUGGUGAAGCAGGUUCAGGAGAAAGAAGACCUUCUUCGCAGGCUAAAACUAGUGAAAAUGUAUAGAUCAAAGAAUGACCUGUCUCAGUUACAGUUGUUAAUAAGGAAGUGGAGAAGCUGCAGUCAGCUGUUGCUUUAUGAGUUGCAGUCGGCUAUGUCUGAAGAGAACGAGAAACUAAGCCUUACUCAAUUGAUAGACCACUAUGGGUUAGAUGAUAAAUUGCUGCACUACAACAGAAGUGAAGAAGAAUUUAUAGGUGUUUAAUAUUUUUUCCUCCAGAAUAUCUUUGAGAAUGGUAACUUAAUUAAAAGAUGCUUAUACAUUUUAAAUGGAAGAUAUAAACCAUUAGGCCUUAGAGGAAGGUAUCUUGAUGAACAUUAGUUUAGGACAUUCUUGUACAUAAAUGUAAAUUAAGUUCUAAAAUGAAAUUUUAGUAUAUUGGAUAGA